This is a messenger RNA of Lycium barbarum (goji berry), 765 nucleotides long. RefSeq lists its product as uncharacterized. The record is from RefSeq and is a predicted model, not a curated record. The transcript is spliced from 4 exons. NCBI's taxonomy places the organism in Eukaryota, Viridiplantae, Streptophyta, Magnoliopsida, Solanales, Solanaceae. Gene Ontology annotation, biological process: regulation of DNA-templated transcription. Gene Ontology annotation, cellular component: nucleus. Gene Ontology annotation, molecular function: DNA binding; DNA-binding transcription factor activity. The coding region runs from base 1 to 765 and encodes 254 amino acids.
AUGAAGGAGCAUCAGAGCAGCGCUAAUAAGGUUGUUAGGCGAAAGGAUCGCACUGAAUGGAUUAUGGACCUUCAUGCCAAAUUCAUGGAUGUUGUGCAACAACUUGGUGAAGGACGAUGUUUUCCAACCGAGAUUCUUCGAGUGAUGAAUGUGCCUGGUCUUACCAGGGGGCAAGUUGAAAGCCAUCUUCAGGUCAGGGAUCCUCAAGUGGUUCUAAAUAAAGAAGUAGCCUUGCAAAUUUUGGGACAAGAAGAGAGUUCAACUCAGCAGCAGGUCUAUCGCCCACAACAUCAAGUUAAUUCCCAAUAUAUCAGCAUUGACAACCCAUUCAAUAACCCAUUUUUAUUGGCCAAAAAUAAUAAUGCUGAUUGGCUACAACAACAACAUGGACCAUUAUUUGAAAUGCUAGGAUCACAAGGAUUACGAAGCCCAAUUAGUGGGAGCACUUAUUAUAGACCUGAGUUGGAAUUUAAUGGUGGGUAUCAUCAUGCUCAAAAUUACUAUGAUUUAAAUGUCAAUGCGGCCAAUGAAGCAACAUAUUCAGGUAGCGCAAUGAUGUCCGGUACAAAUAUUGAAAAUACGACAAUUAAUGAAUUGGGAGCAGCAAAUGCAAAUUUCCAUGAAUAUCUUGGUGAACCAAACAUAUCUGAACCCAGCAAUAUUAUCGCGACAUCACAUGCGAGUGAUAAUGAAGGAAGUGAUUCAAAUGACAGAGAAAAUUAUGAUGUGUAUCUGGAUUUUAAUAAUAUGGAUUAUCUCUUCUAG